This is a messenger RNA of Musa acuminata AAA Group (dessert banana), 2098 nucleotides long. Its product is annotated as protein terminal ear1. The record is from RefSeq and is a predicted model, not a curated record. The coding region runs from base 71 to 1795 and encodes 574 amino acids. Gene Ontology annotation, molecular function: RNA binding. NCBI's taxonomy places the organism in Eukaryota, Viridiplantae, Streptophyta, Magnoliopsida, Zingiberales, Musaceae. The transcript has 6 exons.
AAGAAGCUUAUGUGGGGGAGAGAUUCGGCGUAUUGGCGUGUGAGCUGUGUCGUUUCGGUUGGGUCGGGAGAUGGAGCCGGAAGCCCGGGGAACUCUUCUCGAUCCGGCGGCGGCGGAGUUCCACCCGGCGGCGAGCAGCCGGUUCGCUGUCGUUGCCCAUCCGCUGCAGUUUUACUUCCCUUACCGUCAUCCUCCUCCUCAACCGCCGCCUGCCGUAGCGGUGACACUUGUAGCGCCUCCAGAGGCGGCUAGUAGAGCGGUGGUGCUGAACAUGGUGCCGCCGCAAGUGGGCGAGGCGGAGGUGAGGGCGGCGAUGGAGCCGUUCGGCGGUGUGCAGGCCGUGGACACGGUGGCGCUGACAGCGCAGGGAAUCGUCACCGUCCACUUCUACGAUCUGAGGAGCGCGCAGGCGGCGGUGAUGGCGUUCCGCGAGCACCCCGCGACGCGGCAGCACUUCCCCGCCACCAUCACGGGGAACCUUGCGUGUCCAUGGGGAUGGCUCAGCGACGGCGUGGGAGGCCGCGGACUGACCGGAUGGCCGGCGGUUUCGGCUCAGUUUGCAGCCUCCGGCCUCGACGAACCUAACCAGGGUUCCAUCUUGGUGCUUAAUUCGGACCCGACCGUGUCCUGCGCUGCUCUCAGACAAAUCUUUGAAGCCUUCGGAGCUGUGAAGGAAGUGAGGGUGAUGACAUCGAAGCAACACCACUUGCUGGUGGAGUUCUACGACAAAAGAGACGCCGCUCGCGCCCUCUCCGAGCUCCACGGCAAAGAGGUUCAUGGAAGGCGCUUGGUGCUCCAAUUCGGAGCAACCGGAAGCCAAACAAGAAGUGUUUACUUUAUGAACAGCUUUCCAUUGCCUCCGAGGCUUCUGCGAGGUAACCCAAAGGCCAGUCGAUGGAUUCGGAGCGGUCCUAAGCCUCUGUCGUCUUCCUCUCCUGGUAAAGAAUUCCGAGAAGUUGAGAAUCCAUCGGCGUUGCUGAAGAACAGCAGUGCUUGCGAUGCUCACGACAGUGCGGGCAUCGUGGAAAGAAGGAACAGAAGGGUGAGCGAGUGCAGCAAGAACGAGUACCCAUCACCACCACCAUCAUCGAACGUGCAUCAUCAUAGAACGAACAGCAGUUGGAAGACUCAUCAGAAGAAAGAAGGCGAUUCCAAGUUUCUCUUCAAGGAAGUGCAGCCGGAAGAAUCACGCCCAUCCUCUCGUAGUGAUUCCAGAACCACGGUGAUGAUCAGAAACAUCCCCAACAAGUACAGUCGGAAGCUGCUUCUGAACAUGCUGGACAACCACUGCAAGCACUGCAACGAGCAGAUUGGCGAGGAAGAUGAUGAUCCCAUCUCCGCCUACGACUUCGUCUAUCUUCCCAUCGAUUUCAACAACAAGUGCAACGUCGGCUACGGGUUUGUGAACCUGACGUCGCCGGAGGCGGCCUUCAGACUCUACAAGGCCUUCCAUCAGCAGCCGUGGGAAGUGUUCAACUCGCGAAAGAUCUGCCAAAUCACCUACGCUCGGUUGCAGGGCUUGGAGGCUCUAAUGGAGCACUUCCGGCACUCCAGGUUCGCGUGCCACGACGACGAGUACAUGCCGGUGGUCUUCUCUCCCCCACGAGACGGGAGGCAGCUCACCGAUCCCGUCCCGGUCGCCGGCGGGCGUGAAGCCACUGCAAGAGGAAACAACUUGGCCGAUGGAGCGUUAGUGGCGCCGGCGGAAGUCGACCGGUGCGCGGCGUCCUCGACGACUGCCUCAACCUACGCGCCGCCUGAUCACGGAGGCGCCGGCGACAGCGACGAGGCGUGACCGAGGAUGGUGGGCGAAGCGAAACUCUGCAAGAGUCAUCCUUGAUAUCCUGGCGCUUCCUCGCAGAGCUGGUAGCCAUCUCUCUCUAUGUUGUAUUAGGAAGUAUGGAGAAUCUAAGCUUUGGGAUGCUUCUACAGUGACUGUAUCAAGGAUUUAGUGGUAUUAAUCAUUUAUCAUCUUGAGAUAAAUUUCCCUUGAGCCAAUCGAGCUGGGAAGAGGCAUUUCUUGUGCCCAACUUGUCGGUGCAGCGUUUACCGCCCGGCAAAACUCGAUGCUGGCUGGGGGGGCUUUUGAUGCCUCCAA